GCGCCGACCCGCUCCUCGGUAGGUCAACGAUGACUCAAGAGGGAGAUGCGUCGGGGUCCAGAGCCCCUGCGCUCCGUCGCGGCCACGCCCGCCACGACGGCCCAGGUGCGUACGCGGCGGCAGUCCUCCGGCUCCCAAUCGGCACGGACAAGGAAGAGAAAGAGGAGGGCGGCUGGGAACCAGAGAUCGAACAAACGGAAGAGUGCCAGUGAGGAGGAGAAGGAGGAGGAGGUCUCGUCUGCCGGAAGCUCUCCACUUCGCGAGCUCGACGUACCGGAUGAGAUCUAUGAUCUUGACGAUCCGGAGAUAUGGAAAGUAAUUGAUAAGGCGCAAGCAGAAAUCGAUGCAAAAUUAGCUCGCCGCACGGCAUGGGCCACGCUUAAUAUGCGCAUGCUCAGAGGUAGCAUGUGCGUACUUGAUGAUCCAAAGCUUGUUCCUGACCGUGAAUCUGCAAGAAAGGCCGUGCUUAAUGCUGCUCAAUCUUUUGUUGGACUUACAUCCUCUGUUGGUGGUAAGCCGCUAGCACGAUCCUGCGGUUUCUGGGUUCAUUGGGAUGAGGAGAAAAAGAUUGGUACGGUUCUGACAACGUCACGUCUAAUUUGCACCAAGUCCCCAUCCAGGAGCGCCUGGUUAGGACAAGAAGAGUAUGAUAUUGAUGCUGAGGUUCUCGUGCACCUGCGGGGUAACACCACUGAAAAGGCCCAACUGCAGUAUCAUCAGAAGCACUAUGAUUUGGCCUUCUUCAAGGUUAAAGUAGAUAAGCCUGUCCAUAUACUUCCUUUCAAUGAUGGUGUGAAACAUGGUGACCAAGUUUUGGAGCUUGGAAGAGAUGAACAAUCAUUUCUGAGGAUAUGCCAUGGUGUGGGAAAAAAUGAGAUACUCGAGAGAAAACUUGCUUGAAAGAUAUCAUUAUAUGCAUGUUGAUGGUGCAGAUCAACAUGCUAAGUAUGCAAGGGAGGGCCACUCAUUGACUUUGAUGGAAAAAUUGUUGGAAUGUUCAAUGGCAACACGAGAGGCUCUUUUAUACCAUCUUCCAUUUUAGUCAAGUGCUUGCAGCUAUGGAGGAAAUUUCAGUGCAUCCCUCGGCCUCAUCUUGGAAUGAAGUUUUGGUCAAUCAAGUUUGUAGACAUUGCGCUUGCUGAGAAUAUAUUGUACAUGUGCAAUAUUGAUGAUGGCCUUAUUGUUGAAGAGUUCGUUGUUGUCCUUGAAUAAGGGAGCUCAGUGAAACACCAGGAUCAGUACCGUGCCCCACUUGACCGAGGGACAACGGUGGCUUUAUUUAGGGAGUGGAGGGCAGACUUGGUUUUGGAAUCUCUUGUAUAUACCCUCAUUGUAAAUACCAUUCUAUAUAAAUGAAAAAUGACGCAGUAGGGACCUUCCCUACUGCGUAAAAAAAAGACAUGGUUUU
Messenger RNA from Brachypodium distachyon (stiff brome), 1408 nucleotides. RefSeq lists its product as uncharacterized. Bases 46 to 900 code for a protein of 284 amino acids. The transcript is spliced from 7 exons. The record is from RefSeq and is a predicted model, not a curated record. Lineage: Eukaryota; Viridiplantae; Streptophyta; Magnoliopsida; Poales; Poaceae.